Messenger RNA from Helianthus annuus (common sunflower), 1210 nucleotides. RefSeq names its product guanylate kinase 2, chloroplastic/mitochondrial. Lineage: Eukaryota; Viridiplantae; Streptophyta; Magnoliopsida; Asterales; Asteraceae. Bases 198 to 1067 code for a protein of 289 amino acids. Gene Ontology annotation, molecular function: GMP kinase activity. The record is from RefSeq and is a predicted model, not a curated record. Gene Ontology annotation, biological process: purine nucleotide metabolic process. Gene Ontology annotation, cellular component: cytosol. The transcript has a single exon.
UCAACAAAGCCAAACAAAAUGGUCGGUUCUUCUAACUUUCUUGAACUUAUAAGCUUCAAAUCAUCCGGUUCCACCGAUCGUCUCUGUUAAUUCAAACCACCAUCAUCACUUCCAACAAUCCCUAUAAUCACAAUAAUCCCAACGCCACUAAACCCCAAACCCCUAUACAUCUCACCGUCAAACCCCCUUCCAAUCCGAUGCUAAUUCGACGAUUGUAUACCACCAUCCCCCAAUCCAGCCUCAACCCAUUUUUCCUCACCAAAAAACCCACAAACCCUUUUCAUAUCAUCACCCAAUUCACCCCCAAAAUCCCCAAUUUUCAAACCCCCAAAUCAAUUUCAAGCAUGUCCGAAAACCGGAGACCCGCCGGAGCCCAAAUACCGGCGGUGGAAACCGCCGACCGGACGGAAUUAUACCGGGCUCUGGAAUCAUCAAUGGGGUCUUCAUUCAGUUCAGAGCCAUUGGCCCCAAGUUCAAGACCUUUGGUGAUUGUUAUUAGUGGGCCAAGUGGUGUGGGCAAAGACUGUUUGAUAAAAUGCCUGACUGAAGUUAGAAAAAAUAUUCACUUUGUUGUGACUGCAACUAGUAGAGCAAUGAGGCCUGGUGAGGUUCAUGGUAAAGAUUACUUUUUUGUGAGUAAAGAAGAGUUUUUAACCAUGGUGGAAAAUGAUGAGCUUUUGGAGUAUGCAUUGGUGUAUGGGGAUUAUAAGGGGAUACCGAAACAGCAGAUUCGGGAUUAUAUGGCUAAAGGGUAUGAUAUUGUGUUGAGGGUGGAUAUUCAGGGUGCAUCUACAUUGAGGAAGAUACUUGGGGAUUCUGCGGUUUUCGUGUUUUUGGUGGCGGAGAGUGAGAGUGAGUUGGUUAUGAGGUUGAUCGAUAGGAAGACGGAGAGUAAGGAGUCGUUGAUGGUGAGGGUGGCUACGGCUCGAGAAGAGUUGAAGCAGAUGAAGAAUUUUGAUUAUGUGGUUGUGAAUGCUGAAGGGAAGUUGGAGAGUUGUGUUAAGAUGAUGGAAGCGAUUAUAGAUGCGGAGAAAGCUAAAGUUGUGCAAAGGAGAGUGAUGGUCUAGCUUUGUUAACAAUGCAUGUUGUUUGAAACCUUUGUUUUCGUAUCGUUUUUGGUUGAUUAGGUAAGUGAAUUAUGAAUGGUUGUUUGAUUUUGUCAUGUUUGGGUUGUUUCCUGAAUGCAGAAACUAGUUUUACACUGUCUUAA